GCUGCUUAACCGCGGCAAAGACAAAGCGUGCCAAGCGCACCCAGCCGAGCGCCGGGCUGCCCCAGGAGCAGCUUGCGGGCCCUCUUGGACGCCGUCGACGAGCGCGAGCGUGCGGAACGCAUCGACCGCGCCGCACCGGCUAGCACCAACAGCUGCCCCCCAACUCGCCGCGCCAAGAUGCCGCGCGACUCCAGCAGCAGCGAUUCCGACGACGCGCCGGCGCGCCGCGCGCCCACCAGACGCAAGAGCUCGGACGAGGACGCGCCGGCGCGGCGCGACAACGGCGAUCGACGAGCGCGGUUGGAGGCGCGGCGGCGCGCGGCCGAGAGUUCGGACGAAGAAGAGAGAGCGCCGCGGCGGCGAUUAGAUGACGAGGCCCUGACGCAGCGCGCGGGCGCCGACGCGCGGAAACGUGUUGAUGAAGCGUCGCGCGACAUUAACGAAGGCCUGUCCGCGCGGGAAAUGGCCCGCAGGCGCGUGCUGGCGCGGCGGAAGGCCCGGGAGGAAGCGAAUGACUCCGACGCGGACGUGGAGAACACGGGCGAGCAGCCCGUCGACCCUGUAAAUCCAAGGGGCGACGGCCGCGCGCGCGCGCUGGAGCGGAGAGAUCGCAUGAAGCGCGCGGAAGAUGAUGAUGCUUUGGUGCCGACGUCCCCAAAGGACGAGGAGACCGGGCUGACGGCGCGGGAGAAGGCGCGGAAGCGCGUUUUAGAAAGGAGGAAGCUCCGGGAGGCCCAAGCUAAAAAUGAAGACGGAGAUGGUGAAGACGACGACAAGAAGCCUUCGAUGGACACUACUGGUUUGCUCGGUGAGUUAGGGAAGGACGGCGACGGCACGAAGUUGGUCAGGAGGGCCACGAUCCUACGCUGGGCCGACGGCGCGUCGGUUUUUGCGAUGCUCGCGUUCAUGACGUGUUACGUGGGCUUCUUCUGGCUGUGUCUGUGGGACAACCAGUGCAUCGUCCACGGGUCGAAGGACCGGCACCAGAACGAUCCCGCGAUAUUGGAGGAGUCCUACGCCGCCCGAAGCUUGUUCUGGGUGUUGGUAGUUUGCGGUUUUGUCGUCGUGCCCUACGUCAUCGUCGCCACGGAUUCUGCGAGGCGUAUUCGCGUGCUGCGGGUUGCGGGCGAAGCGGCGCAAAAAAGGAACCCGCAGCACUGGUAUUACGACCGCAAAUAUCUAUGGCAGGCUGUUGUACUAGCAUUGAUCACUUCCUUGGUCUUAAUUGCCGCGGCGUCGGAACGGUCGACGAAGAUCCGCCACCAGUACAAGUCCGUUUCCAGAAACUGGGAGCGCUGCGAAAGGGAAGCGGCUUCGAACGGCGUCUGGAUCGAGCACGGGAGUUGCCCCUGGGACAAUUCGGUAAGGCUCUUCUACAAACCGGAGGAGGGCGACGAGGUCGAGGCGCGCGGGCGGCCGGCGACGAUCUAUAGGGACAGAGGCGAUUCCUACGACGUUGAUUAUUUAGAUGGGGAGUUAGAGCGGGAGGAGCACCUCAAGCGGAGUGACAUGCUCUGGAACGAGGCCGGGACGAUAAGGCGGAAGCGUAGGACUUUCCUCGAGCACCAGGUCAUCGUCGCGGCGACCGAGGCGGCUUGCUUGAUGGCGGCGGCUCUCUGCCUGAUGGCGUCGUACCCGGCCGGUGCGGGCGGCGGUUUUAGUGGAGACACGCUGCGGCUCAAGAAGCCGCUCCGGGCCUCUGGAGGGGGGAACUAAGUGGGUAUCUCAGC
Molecule: messenger RNA, 1730 nt
Organism: Pelagomonas calceolata
Lineage: Eukaryota; Pelagophyceae; Pelagomonadales; Pelagomonadaceae
Source: the annotation of a GenBank genome assembly